Molecule: messenger RNA, 562 nt
Organism: Dromaius novaehollandiae (emu)
Lineage: Eukaryota; Metazoa; Chordata; Aves; Casuariiformes; Dromaiidae
Gene: THAP2
Product: THAP domain containing 2
Source: RefSeq, a predicted model, not a curated record
AUGGCUUCUCUGAUGGGAAAGCAAAGAAAAGAAGGGAUAUGCGUUGCAAAGUGCAGAAAUGUUAUGCCAAACAAGCUUCUUUGCUCAAAACACUUUGCAUCGUCUUCUUUUGACCUAACUGAGCAAGCUAGAUGACUUAGAAUAGAUGCAGUUCCAAUGACUGAGAUAGCAAGAUUGAGAACAAGAAUGAAGAAUUACAUUCAAAAAGAAAGUGUAGCUAUACAGUGAUGGAUAGAAAUGACUUGCUUCAUCAGAAACUUAGAUCACAUUUCACCAAGAAACUUACCUGAGCAAAUUAUAUCAAAAGCCUUCAGAAAUCUUGCUUUGGAUGAGUCCAAAAAUAUUUUACUGAAGAAAAGAAACAUUUAUAAAAGCUUUUCAAAACUGAAAAUAUACUGUAAUCUUAACUAUGAUACUUAUUUAUCCUGAGUUAAUGCUGAAAAUGAAUCACCCACAUUAAUAUGCUCUCAGGUAUUCACGCAGUGAUGAGAAAAAAAUUAGUUCUUACGACUGCUCAUGUAUUCAAUACCUAUCAGCUACUAAUAAAAACUUCUAUAAAAUC